Molecule: messenger RNA, 4217 nt
Organism: Salmo salar (Atlantic salmon)
Lineage: Eukaryota; Metazoa; Chordata; Actinopteri; Salmoniformes; Salmonidae
Product: beta-1,3-galactosyltransferase 2
Biological process (GO): protein O-linked glycosylation
Cellular component (GO): Golgi membrane
Molecular function (GO): N-acetyl-beta-D-glucosaminide beta-(1,3)-galactosyltransferase activity
Source: RefSeq, a predicted model, not a curated record
AGCCUCAAAACACCACAAACAGACCCUCCAUAUUCCACCCCACUAGAAGCUGCUCACAUCCCUCUCGCACACAAAAACCUGAAGGGGAAAGAAUUGAGAUAAAGCCAGGGUGGCAGGGUGAAAUAGCAUUUUGUUGCGCUCCAGCGAGAACACGCUACAGUUACAAUUGUCACUCCGGUAAAGAAAAAAUAAUAAUAAUAAAAAAAUAAAAGAAAAAAGGCAUUUAGCUUAAGGUUUGGAGUCCCUGCAAAUGCUCUGGAGAAGAUCAGCUAUUGAGAGUGACUACAUUUUAUUUAACUAGGCAAGUCAGUUAAAGAACACAUUUACGACGAGACACCACAACACUACAUAGAGACCCAAGACAACAUGCCUUGGGAGAGGAGCACUGUAACCCUCCCCUCAAAUUCUUUCGUCCUCAUCGGGGUGUGGGAAUUAAUAGUUCAGAAACCCUCCCCCUCUUUCAGAGCCAUGGGUAGUGUGUGAGACGUGGAGCAUACUAAUCACCAAGCCUGCAGCUGUCUAUCAGACCGUACAGAGAAAAAUAGCCCUGCCCCCUCAGUACCACCCACCAGAGAGAGAGAGAGGGAAAGAGGAAGCGCAAGGGCAGAAAAGAUAAGAGCAGUGAGACAGAUGCAGAGUGCCUGAGAGAACCAGAGACGUACAGAGGAAAGAACAGGCAGGUAUACAUUCAUCUGGCACUCUGCCUAGCAACGUAGCAAGGGAGCGACUGGAGUGGAGUGCAGAGUACGGGACAACUUUGCCCCGCUCAGCAGCAGUACCGGUGAUCUGCUGGAUCUCAUCUCUACGGCUCUGUUAGCCUCAAGUUAGCAGCAGCACUGAAAACGAGACUGCAUUGCUGGUGCUCCAACUACACACACAGUGUUCCCAUGUGAGUAAUAUUGAACUGAAACCAAGGGAGGGACGGUUCUGCGUGUGGGCAUGUUUGCAGUAAGUGGAAUAACUGAGAAAACAUAGCAGAGGAACGACGGCGUCCAAACCUGAGGACCGGAUCCAUAGAAGCAGUGGCCGCGUGAUUGGGCCAACCAUCCAGUGGGAGAAGAGCAGCGAUGGAAGUGUAACUGUGCGACGGUGAUGAGAGCCAAGGUGUGUUGUGGGAAGGGAGAAGAGGAUAUAGAUAAACCUUUCAAUCUAGGGGCAGCAAUGGGCAGAGGCAUGGGGAGGUUGUUUUACCCUGAGAGAUGUGCAGAGCAAUCCCUCCGUCCUCCUCCGAAACGACUUGCACUGGGAACAGAUAAACCCUCUGUUGAAGACUGCACUUCGUCUCAGAGCAUGAAGCUGGUUGAAACAUACAGGCAGGACUGACAUCUGACUAGCAAUUUAAAGUGACUUGAAUGGAAGAACAGCAUGCACCAUCCCAGGUGUAGUUCCCUCAGGAACUUCUGACACAUCACCCUGUCGUCGGCAAUAAAGGUUUGUUCGCACACGACAAGCACCUGACCGGGUGUCGCCGCUGCCCAAGUGAGGUGGUGCACAGCCACCAUGCUGUGGAGGAGGCGCUACUGCUGCACGCACGUCACCAGGCUCCUGUCUCUCCUCUCCUUGCUGGUGGUCCUGGUCAUCUUGCGUCAUCAGGACUGGCUGCCGGGCAUCAAGGGCCCAACAUUGCGGAGGGAGAACCCAGUGGCUUACACUGAGGGAGGACUACACUCCAAAGACAAAAGAAAUCACAGCUCCUCACAGAUUCAAUGGAGGGAUGCACCGGUUCCCCCUGCACCUCCGAAAAUGAAUGCCAACCUCAGUUACCGUCAGGGGGACUCCUCUCCGCAGCGGGUUAUGGGACUGGAGAGCUCGCUGGCGACUAAUGCUAGCUUGAGCGGAGAGGUCGGGCUAGCGGGCCUGCUGACAUCGGAACCCUACCCUUACAUCAUCAACGAGCCCAACAAGUGCUGGGAGGGCGGCCCAGAACCCUUACUGGUGCUACUGAUAGCCACGGAGAUCCAGCAGGUGGAGGCCAGGGAGGCCAUCCGGCAAACAUGGGGAAACGAGAGUGUGGUCCCAGGCCUUGUCCGGCUCUUCUUGCUGGGCGUGAAGGAGGGUGAGGUGGGCCGCCUGCAGCAGAGCAGACUGGAGACAGAGAGCAGGAGGCACCAUGACAUCAUCCAGCAGGACUUCAUGGACACGUACAACAACCUGACCAUCAAAACCCUGAUGGGCAUGCACUGGGUGGCCGCGCACUGCCCGGGCGCCAAUUACGUCAUGAAGACAGACAGUGACAUGUUUGUCAACACCGAGUAUCUCGUCCAGAAGCUGCUCCGGCCCAAAAAUCAGCCCAAACGUGACUAUUUCACAGGCUACCUGAUGAAGGGCUAUGCGCCCAACAGGAAUAAGAACAGCAAGUGGUACAUGUCCCCUGAGCUGUAUCCCAGCGAUAGGUACCCCACCUUCUGCUCAGGAACUGGCUACGUGUUCUCGGGGGACCUGGCGGGGAAGAUCUACAGGGCCUCUCUAGGCAUUCGCAGGCUGCAUCUGGAGGACGUCUACAUGGGCAUCUGCCUGGCCAAGCUGCGGAUCGAACCCACACCGCCACCCAAUGAGUUCCUGUUCAACCACUGGCGGGUGUCCUACUCCAGCUGCAAGUACAGCCACCUCAUAACCUCCCACCAGUUUGACCCCAACGAACUGCUCAAGUACUGGCACCACCUGCAGCGCAACAAGCACAACGCCUGCAUCAACACACCCAACGACUAGAUGGGCAGGUUUCACCAGAGGAGACUGCAUGGGUACAGAAUAUUUGGUGACAAAAGGAUCAAGGGUGAUGUUAGAUCAUGGCCUGUGCAGAGUCACUGGCAAGAUGUAACCGAGUAAAGCACGUUUUUGGACAAACUAAUGGUUGAGGACAGUCAUAUUUUUUUUUUACUGGCACUCCAGUUCAUUUUUUUUGUUUAAUAUAUUAAUUGAAAAAAAAAAUGUAUGCGUCGGUAUAGAGAGGACCUGAAUUAAAGCCGCUACACAAACAGCGCGAUGGAGCGUCAUAUACAGGCCGUUCCAACAUUUAAGCCACACGAAAGUACAUAGAACUACGUGUGAAAAUGAUGCUCCAUCGCCGUUUGCGUGUGAAGGGCCCAUUAUAUUUGAACAGGGGAUACUGAUAAAGCUUAGACUGUAUUGGUGGACUGUCACGGUCUGGUAUCCAUUGUGUUGAACUUGGGUUUAAAUAGUUUCCCUUUUUUUAAAUUUUUAUGUUGGGUUUCAAAGAGCCUUCAAGGGUACUUCAAUUAUUCCCCCAAAAGAUCUUUGGGCAUACUUGAGCAGUGGUAAAACCACUUCUAGUGCCAAAUAAAGAAUGUCAAGUAUCAAAAACCAAAAAGAACAUUGAAUCAUCUCACAAGUAGCAGUUGACAUGUAGAAAGAAUGAAAGACAGGAUAUCUGCAAGAGUAGAGCAUGUGGUUGACAGGAAACAGAUCUGGGUGGAACACAGAGCAUAAGAUUAACACCUGUCAAAUGCGAGUAGAUUUACAUUGUUUUGUUUUCAAGCUUGGUUGUUUUUCAACGUUAGUUCGAGUCUGCUGCUUCAACAAAGCGAAGAGCCGUUGCUCAGAUCCCAAAUCUCCCAGAAACACGUGACAGGAGUCUAGUGUUCCCAUUACCACAGUAACCUCCGGUCUCUGAUCAUUUAAAUUGAGCAAUAUACCACAUUACUUCUUACUAAUUCAUGUAUUGUUUUAGAAACAUUACAAAGCAUGGUCAUCCGUAUUUUUUAAAUGGUAUUUUUAUGCAAUUAUGGUCCCAAUUUUCUGGGGGGCUGGUAAAAAAAAUAUAUAUAUAGCUGACUAACGGAGAAGAAACUAUACAAAUAGAGACACACACUACAUAAACUACCAGUCAUUUAUUGAGUAAAUCACCAAUGUUUCGGCAUCACUGUGCCUCCUUCAGCGUCACCCUACAACGAUGGGGUUGUUCAAUUCCUGCACGGACUAAACAUCCUGAAUAUAUGUUAAACUACAAGCCGACUAGGGUAACAGAAGACGAAAGGAUGAUCUUACCGUCACAGACUUCAGGGUCAUGCCGUGGUAUGUUCCCAUGGUGUCAAUCUUGAAACCCUCCGUUUCUAAGGACACAAUUAGUUAAUCAAUAUUGAAUCUUACUUUUCAUUUUUUUUUAAAUAGUUACAAUUUUUUUUGGUUUAUCUUCAUUUGUUCAUUACUGUGUAAGGAAAUGAAAAACACUAAAAUAUAUAUUUACUUCACAAAUUUAA